AUGAACCUAGUCGCAACCAUCAUUGCAAUUGCCAGCCUACUUUCCAUAGUUCUUGCCCUCGUAUCGUUCUGGCUUCCUCAAAUAACACCAGAUUAUGAAAAGCUCUCCCCCUAUGAAUGCGGCUUCGACCCCUUAGGAUCUGCUCGCUUACCAUUCUCCCUACGAUUUUUUCUUAUUGCAAUUCUUUUCCUCCUUUUUGAUUUAGAAAUUGCCCUUCUUCUCCCCCUACCCUGAGGAGACCAGUUGGCCUCCCCUCUGACCUCCUUCCUCUGAGCCACCCUCGUACUAGCUCUUCUUACAUUGGGCCUCAUUUACGAAUGAGCCCAAGAUGGUCUCGAAUGAGCUGAAU
This is a messenger RNA of Eleginops maclovinus (Patagonian blennie), 349 nucleotides long. The record is from the annotation of a RefSeq genome assembly. Lineage: Eukaryota; Metazoa; Chordata; Actinopteri; Perciformes; Eleginopidae.